Aureobasidium musti is the source of this 372-nucleotide messenger RNA. Lineage: Eukaryota; Fungi; Ascomycota; Dothideomycetes; Dothideales; Saccotheciaceae. The record is from the annotation of a GenBank genome assembly.
AUGGCUACUGCGAUGUGGUUGGCCGAGAGCAAAGAUCGCCAGACAUCAUCCAAAACAGAGUGCCAGAGCGACAAAAUCAUGGGCAAAGCAAGGAAGGAUGCAGAACCUAUUGGACUGGGCAUAACACUGCAGCCAACAGCUGAGGAAAGGAAGGAGAUUGGAUGCUGUGUGCGGCUGAAAGGCUGGCUCUCCACCAUCACCAAGAGAGGAAAAUCUCCCGACAUCAUCGAGCGGUGGAUAAACUCUGCUGUAUUCAGAGCACGAACUGAUCUCGAUGCAAAUGCCGAAGAAGGAUUGUUGCUACCUGUCCAAGAAAAUGAAAGGAUUGGAAGCGAGAAGAACCAGGUUUAUAUUGAAGUCGAUCUCAACUGA